Amphimedon queenslandica is the source of this 1038-nucleotide messenger RNA. RefSeq lists its product as uncharacterized. The record is from RefSeq and is a predicted model, not a curated record. The transcript has 8 exons. Lineage: Eukaryota; Metazoa; Porifera; Demospongiae; Haplosclerida; Niphatidae. The coding region runs from base 58 to 879 and encodes 273 amino acids.
CACUUGCAAUUAAUUUGUUGCUUGAGCCACGCCCUUUUGUUAAGAGGAAAGAAAAGAAUGAGCUCAAAGGAGGAUUUAAUGAGAGAAGUAGAGGAGCUGGAGAGGGAGGUCUCCUCUCUACAGCAGAAGAUUUUAACAGAGGGAAUUGAGACAAGUACUUCUAAAGAUGCACGUAAGAUGUAUGGUGACACAACUCCUGGUGACAUAACACAUCAAGACGUCACUCUUGAAUACUCAGGGUUCUUUAAGCAUGCCUUCCGGAACUUACCCAAAGGACUAAAGGAAGACAUGGAGAAAUUUGAAAUAUGGGAGAUGUGUGCAGAAAUAAUGAAGGAAUCAUAUGAAGCAAACAAAGAAGACAUUGUUGAUAGGAUGAUAAAUAAGAUGAAGGAGUCAUUGCUUAAUGCGAGUGGCUCAGGGAGUGAAGAAGAUCGGAUCGAUGCUAUUAGAGCCUUCACUUACCUCUUGCAUCAAAUACCAGUGGAGGAACUAAGAAAGGAAUGUGUUGAUGGUAAAGAAGCAGCAGAUGUGAUAAUGGAUAUAUUGACACUGUUACCUGGUACUCAACAUCAGAAGCUUAUUCAGAGCAAACCUGACCAUCCUCCACCCACUAGUGGACCAGCUGUAGCAAAACAUGGCGAGAUUAGUAGAGUCCAAAGGUUUUGUUCAGCCUGUGAUAAACCAUUAACUGAGAGUCAGCUGUCUGAUCCUCAACAGGUUGUUGCAGCUAGUGAGACUGUUUUCUUCCAUGCUAAGUGUAUGAAAUGUCAUCACUGCAAGAGAAAGAAUGAUUUAAGUGUCUGUCAAGUUGGUGGAGUCAAAAACUUGAGAUUAGUCUGCCAAUCCUGCUUAAGGAGCCAUGGUUAUGAUAUUGUUUAGAGACAAGUUUCUUUCUUUAGCUUUCCUCCUCCUCUUUCUCUUCCUUUAUUUUACUACAACUGUUAAUGUACAACCACAGUUAGUUUUCAUUAUUGGAACAAGAAGAUAUAAAUGUACUAUAAUUAUUUUUAAUGUGGCAGUAUGCCAUAUUUACAUUCA